Aplysia californica (California sea hare) is the source of this 1457-nucleotide messenger RNA. Its product is annotated as glycine cleavage system H protein. Lineage: Eukaryota; Metazoa; Mollusca; Gastropoda; Aplysiida; Aplysiidae. Gene Ontology annotation, cellular component: mitochondrion; cytoplasm; glycine cleavage complex. Gene Ontology annotation, biological process: glycine decarboxylation via glycine cleavage system; protein lipoylation. The record is from RefSeq and is a predicted model, not a curated record.
CCUAGCCUAUAAAUACAGAGACCAGUGCGAGAGAAUUCCUCCCUCCCUCCAGCAGCGGUCACAGCUGAUCUGUUCAAGUGACACUGGGGGUCAGACGAGUUCAAGGUCGAUAAUACAGCAAUAUGGCGACGUGCGUGGCAAGGCGACUUCUGAGAGAGGGAAACAAGCUCGUUUUCUUGUCACGAAAUUGUCAGAAAGUCACACCGCAGAAAAGGUCUUUUUCGCUUGCAAAAUGUUUAGCCUCUCGAUUUUUUACAGAAAAGCAUGAGUGGGUGUCGCUAGAGAAUGGCACGGGCACAGUGGGAAUCUCAAACUAUGCUCAAGAACAGCUAGGAGAAAUUGUGUACGUGGAAUUUCCCGAAGUGGGCAGUACACUAGAGGCCCAAGAUGUGUCCGGCUGUCUGGAGAGUGUGAAAGCUGCCAGUGAAAUCUACUGCCCUGUUGGGGGUGAGGUGACGGAGGUGAACAGUGCCUUGGAGGACAAGCCUGGUCUGGUCAACACCUCCCCUUUGGAGGAAGGCUGGUUGUUCAAGUUGAAACUUUCGUCUGACGUGAGCACGGAUGGGCUGAUGGAUGAGGAGGCCUAUAACAAAUUUGUGGGCUCCUUAGACCAUUGAGGGAAUGGCCACGGUCACCCUGAGGUCAAACAGCAUUCCCCUAGACUUGUUGCUUACUUAGCUUUAAUGUGUUCUCUAUUCUCUUCUCAGUAUUUAUGAUCCUCUUCAUUGAAUGUUAGUUUUGCAAAAAAGAGGUGCAUUCCAUAUAUAUGGAUGUCUGCAUUUUCGUCUUACUUAAAAAACUGUAUUUUCUCACUGCUGAAGUGACAUGUACUGUAGUCUCUGUGAGGUACGGCGGCCAAAGCUGUCAGUUAUUGAGACACUUCCUCUCUGCCUCACAUGCCUGAUAGACUUGUAGAGACACUUCCUCUCUGCCUCACAUGCCUGAUAGACUUGUAGAGACACUUCCUCUCUGCCUCACAUGCCUGAUAGACUUGUAGAGACAUUACAUCUCUGCCUCACAUGCCUGAUAGACUUGCUGACACACUACAUCUCUGCCUCACAUGCCUGAUAGACUUUCUCUCUGCCUGACAGCGGAACCAUUCCUUCCUCCAGUUGUUAGGCCUACAUGGCAAGUCAAGCUGUCAAGACUGACUUUUGGGAAAGGGCAAGCGCAGGAAAGGAUGUGGAAAGACAGAUCUGACCUAUUCCUCCACAAAAGCAAUAAGAGGGUACAUUAUAUUGGGAUGGAAUAGGUGGGAGAAUUGGGAUGUCUUCUUAUUUCUGUUCAUUAUUAUAUUUUUUCUUGUUAUUUAUGUUGCUUGUAGUCGUGUUGUUUAUACUGGAUGUCAAUUAACAUACCUGGAAGUUUGUUUUGUGAUUUACAUCUUUGUCUUGUAACGGUGCCUUUUGUUGACUUGUACUGGGUAGCGCACAAAAUAAAUCUAUAAAUACAUGUGA